Messenger RNA from Rosa rugosa (rugosa rose), 652 nucleotides. RefSeq lists its product as uncharacterized. Lineage: Eukaryota; Viridiplantae; Streptophyta; Magnoliopsida; Rosales; Rosaceae. The coding region runs from base 167 to 544 and encodes 125 amino acids. The record is from RefSeq and is a predicted model, not a curated record. The transcript is spliced from 2 exons. Gene Ontology annotation, cellular component: cytochrome b6f complex.
GGCUAGCCCAAUAAUGUUUUGCUACACACACAUCACAUCAAAGAAUAUGAAUUGUAUUUGCCUUUUGUAGAUAGAGUAAUACAGACCACCAGUGGAUUAUCACUGGGUUCUCUAAUCCACUGGCUCUCCAACAUACACUGCAGAAAAGGAAAAAGGAAUUUUCGCAAUGGCAACAGCCUCGGCAACAUUCUCACCAGCCAUGUUGACCACCACAGCCACAGUUGCUAAAUCUGGGAGGAAACCAGCAAACCAAGUCCACUAUAUUUCAGGGCUCAACUCAUUUUCUGGACUCAAAGCUCAUAACACUGUUGCCUCUCUUGGUCUUCCUCAGUGCACUGACCAGUCCUUUGCCAACGUAGUGAGCUCCUUGAGAGCUCCUUCACAGAACCGAGGCAGAGGUGGAGGUGCACUCUCAUCUACCUGCAAUGCAAUUGGUGAGAUUUUCAAGAUUGCAGCAAUCAUGAAUGGACUCACUCUUGUUGGAGUUGCAGUGGGAUUCGUUCUUCUUCGAAUCGAAGCCUUCGUGGAGGAGUCAGCUGAGUGAGAAUUCUCAGAUACCCUUUAGUUGGUUUUAUCAGUUGUUUAUCAAGAUUCUAUCUGUGUAUUAUUUCAUUUUCAUGUGAUGUAACAAUGGCUUUAUAUUUUCUUCUUC